AUGUCACAAGCUUCCUUUACUGGCUUUAUUACAAUACAAGACAUCAAAAAACAAAAAUAUGAUGUAAAUCAUUUAUUAGAUCCAAAUUAUGAUUAAUUUGUGAGAGAUAUAUUACCUAUUAAAAUUUAAAACUUUGAGAUUAAAAGACUUGAAUGGGAUGAUUUUUCUGGUGAACCAAAAAAAGAAUCUCCUUGGAUUGCUCACAGUUAUUGGGAUAUUAGUUAUAAAUUUCCUUAAUUAAAUGUAAAUAGAGCUUCUUCAAAUUAAAAAUAAUCACCAACAGUUAUAAACUAAAAAAAUAAUACUCCUAAAAAUUUAAAAGAAUAAACUUAAAACUUUGGUUUAUCACCUAAGAAUUAAACCUAAUAAAAUUCCCAAUCUUCAGAAAGGACAAGGGUCAAAUAAUAAUCACCUAAAUUACCUCCAAAAACACCUUUUUAGUAACUCAAUGCAUAAAAUCGUAUUAAUAGUAGACUUACAAAUUAAAUACCUCCUCAAGCUCUUAGAAUAUCAAGUCUGUAGAGAGUAUAAAGAUAAUCUAAAUAAAAAAUCUAAACUCCUGAUGGAACAGUCUCUAGAAGUAAUUCUAAUCAUGCAUUUAAAAAAGAAUAACUUCUAAAAUAAUAAUUAAAUAUAUAAGUUACUUGCAAACUUUUAGAAAAAUCAUGGACAAAAUCAAAUUAAUAUGAUGAUUUAUUAGAACACGAAACUGGCCAUUAUUUAAUUGGAUGUCUAUGUGCUCUAGAAUUUAAAAGAAAAGCAGAAUAGAUGGAUUUUUAUAAUACAGAAAACCAAAAAUAAGACAUUAAAUAAUUAUUCAAUAAUAACUUUAAAACAUUUUUAAAAAUAGAAAAAGAUUAUGAUGAAGAAACUAAUCAUUAUUGCAAUUGGAAAAUGCAAAUGAAAUGGAAUAGAAAAAUUAAAGAAUAACUAUUGUUAUAUGAAAUGUAUUUUAAUAAUUGA
This is a messenger RNA of Paramecium sonneborni, 963 nucleotides long. Lineage: Eukaryota; Ciliophora; Oligohymenophorea; Peniculida; Parameciidae. The record is from the annotation of a GenBank genome assembly.